AGGAGGUGAGUAAGUCGAGACACAAAAUCUGCGCCGGUUCCGUUCAAUUUGACCUCAACCUUCAUUUCGUGAUACCAAUUAUGUUUGGCAAAUUAGUAUAAUAUUCUAGAAAUGUUCCUCUGUUUUAUGUUUUAUUUGGCUAUGUUUCUCUUCUUUGUUUGUGUGUUUUACUUUUCGUGGGCAAGAUAAAGGUUCAGACUGGUAGGGUGAUAUGGUCCAAUAUGAGAGUUGAUUAAGUAACUAAAUCAAUGAAGCCGGUGUUUACCGGAUCUUUAAAGAAAACAAGAGAUGAUUAAGUAUAUAUGUGCCAUGGCUUCCAAGCGUCACCCUGAUAAUGACAAGAUCAUACAUCGUACAUCGUACCAUUUGUAAUUUCUUACUCUUAUUAUGAGCAGCCCUCCAUAAUAAACUAGCAUGUAGCUUGUCCUUAAUCUAAACUGACAUUAGGAAAGUGUGCCAUUUGUAAACCACCACUGUAGUGGAGGGACGGCCGACCGGCUGUCUCAUCUGGAGGAUUAAUAUCCCUGAGUCCCUGUAGCCAUGAACCACCACCCAUCCAAACUCUGAAGCCACCAUGAAGCAUCUCCAUCCUGUAGGCCUCCUGCUCUCUUGCUCCUGUCUCCUACUAUGCGCAGUCGCGCCGGUGAGAGCGGACACCCGGCGUGAAGUUGAAGCACUUGUGAGGUGGAAGGCUAGCUUGUCCGGUGCCGAUGAGUCCCUUGGGCCAUGGUCCAUGGCCAACUCCACCAGCCUUUGCAGGUCGACGCACAUCACCUGCGACCCGGCCGGGCACAUCAUAGAGCUCGACCUUGCCUACACAAUUCUGAACGGCACACUUGACAAGUUAGACUUCUCAGCCUUUCCCCACUUAAGGAGUCUCACCCUGAUCCAGAAUGGUCUAUUCGGUACGAUUCCAGCAGGGAUUGGCAACCUGACGAGCUUGUUCACGCUGACGAUCAUGGAGAACCCGUACUUAAGGGGGCGCAUUCCAUGCAGCAUUGGACAGCUGAAGCAACUUUCUUAUCUGCAACUGGAAGCUUUGGGGCUCGAUAGCACACUACCUGAAGAGAUUGGUAACUUGACAAGCUUGAUGGUGCUCAGUAUAAAUUUGGUUACUUUGGCAGGAUCGAUACCACCAACAAUUGGGAUGCUCAUGAAGCUCCAGAUGCUGAGCCUGACAGGCAAUAAUUUGACAGGGAGCAUCCCAAUGGAGAUAGGAAACAUGACUGGACUGCAGAACAUAUACCUUCAUGAGAACUAUUUGGGAGGGCAGCUACCAGGUACCAUCUCUCAUCUGGUCAAACUCCACUAUUUGGAUCUGUCAGAAAAUCAGCUGGUAGGUCACAUCUUCCCCGGGCUUGGAAAUAGCAGCCUCCUUGAGGUAGUCCACAUUGCAAACAACAACUUCUCUGGGGCGUUCCCAUCAUCCAUUUGCGUAAAAGGAGCACUGUGGGCUGUCAAUGCUGAAUAUAAUGGAUUUACCGGUAUUCACCCCCAGGCCUUUCAAAACUGCACAACCCUGGGAAAUGUUGACUUCACAGCAAACAACAUUUUUGCAGAGCUAAGUGACUGUUUUAGUGAGCAUCCAGGACGCCUGUACUCCAUGGCUUUCAGUCAAAACCAGCUGCAUGGCACGCUUCUGACAGAUCAGGGUGAGGAUUUCCUUUGUAACCGUACUAAUUUAUACUUCCUAGACCUAUCGAACAAUGCCUUACAUGGAGGUCUUUCCAAGUGUUUCUGGGACUUGCCAAGUGGGCGAUACCUGGAUCUGUCCAGCAACUCUUUCAGUGGUGUAGUUCCAUUCUCGAGGACAUGUCAAGAUUAUCUUAAAUAUCUACUCCUAGCCAAUAACAAUUUUACAGGAGCUUUUCCUCUAGGUCUUAAGACAUGCAAAAAGCUUUCUGUUCUAGAUCUUGGAGGCAAUAAUUUUUCUGGUACAAUACCUUCUUGGGUAAGCAUGAGUUUGCCUGAACUCAACUUUCUUCGACUGUCAUCAAACAUGUUUGACGGCAUCAUACCCCACGAGAUCUUACAAUUUCGUCAGCUACAAGUAUUGGACUUGUCCAAAAACAUGCUCACCGGACCCAUUCCAGACGAUUUUAGGAAUUUUACUGGCAUGGCACAAGAACAGAACUACAGUGACUUCACAUACAAUGAGAAAUAUUCUUAUCAAGUGGAAAUUCAAAUAGUUUGGAAGAAUGUAGAUCAUCUUUACACUAUGGUGAUAGCAGGCAUGGCCGGUAUCGACUUGUCUGGAAACUCUUUGUCACAAGAGAUCCCAAAUGGGCUCACAACCCUUCUUGGACUUAGGUACCUGAACUUAUCAGGAAAUCAUCUGUCAGGCUAUAUUCCUGGAGAAAUUGGCAAUCUGGUACUGCUGGAAUCCUUGGACCUUUCUCGGAACCAACUCCGGGGGCAAAUUCCUCCAAGCUUUGCGGAUUUGAAGAGUAUAAGCACUCUGAACCUCUCAACCAACUGUUUAUCAGGGAGAAUACCUAUGGGUGAUCAGCUGCGGACACUCGAUGACCCGUCAAUAUACAGCAAUAAUCUUGGUUUAUGCGGGUCUCCGUUGGAAGAUUGCGUAAGCUCGUCAACACCGACGCAAGCUGAAACGAGUCUGGAUGAAGAUAGAGAGACACUGUGGUUUUACUGCUUUGUGGCUGCUGGGUUUAUCUCUGGGUUCUGGCUAUACUUGGGCUUCUUGUUUCGCAGCGAGACAUGGAGGUAUUCAUUCUAUCAGUAUGUGGACAACAUGCAAGCGAAGGUGACCAAGAAGAUACGAAGCUGCAUUUCGUGCUUCCAGGUCAAAGGGCCUGAAUGAUGAAGUUGAAGUGCGUCGCUUGUUGUUGAAGUAAUGGUGUAUGGCGUACUACAUCGAGCAUCUGUGUAAUAUUUCCCUUCCUUUGUUAGUUGGACGGUUGGUUAUAAAAGUACUCCCUCCGUCCCAUAAUAUAAGAGCGUUUUUGACACUUGCCAGUAAUUUGAUGUUAUUCAAGUUUUGUGGCGCUGAAACCUACUGGUUUCAGAUUUGAUUGUUUGGUAGCCAAGGCUAUUUGGAGUGAAGUGAAUGAGUUCUCUGAAAUCAGUUAGUCAUAAUUUUGAUUCU
Triticum dicoccoides is the source of this 3106-nucleotide messenger RNA. Its product is annotated as receptor-like protein 12. The transcript has a single exon. Gene Ontology annotation, molecular function: protein binding. The record is from RefSeq and is a predicted model, not a curated record. Lineage: Eukaryota; Viridiplantae; Streptophyta; Magnoliopsida; Poales; Poaceae. The coding region runs from base 575 to 2821 and encodes 748 amino acids.